AUGAGUUUGACCAGACUGUUAGAACUGGUAUUUGAUUACAAUGGACCAACGAUUGUCUUUCUCAAAGCUAAAGAAUUUUUAUUCUGUUUAUUGUCUGACCAAGGUUUAAAAGAAUCAUUAAAAACGUUUGGCAAAGAGUAUUCAUUUCUCUAUCAGAUUCAACCGAAAUUUAUUCGACUUGUAUCUGGUAAAUUAGGCACAGAUUCGGGGAUAUUUUAUGCAAAUUUUACUUCGAAAACAUCAAAACGUGGUCUUUUUGUGGGGCACCAACCACUGAUAUCGCCUGUAAUUGAAAUAAAUGAAGAUUUUACUGAGUUGAAAUAUAAUUCUGGUCUACCAAUACGUUUAAAUGCAAUCGAAGUUUGGGCAGCUGGUUCCAGUGAUCACAUGUCUAAAUUAGAAGAUCAAAAGAAAUGGGAAUCUGAUCAGGUUGCUAAAGCGAAAGAACGGAAGUUGAAAAAUGAAACAUGGCAAGAUUCUGCUGAUCGUUUCCUUCUAGAAUUAGAUGGGAAGCGAGUAUGUCAUUCUGAUGGGAUUGAACCACCAUGAAUACUAUUUGAAUUCACUCUAAUUUCCGAGUAUACUUCUCAGCGAAAUGCAUAAUAAUAAUAAUGAUAAUAUAGCUGAAACUAAGUCGCCGACUUUUCAAAAGACCAAUUCUUUUGAUGUAAGUACUUUUUAAACUUCCAUUCUCGCACCAAGAAUCUCUUUUUUGCCAUGGAUUUUAAAUAUCAUUUUUCAUCAUUUGCUUUCGGGAAUAUUUUCUAUUAUGUCGUAAAAUCACUGCACAUUUUAACUAUUCUUAUCUUAUCUGUUUAAGUUUACAAAAUUCUUCAGUCACCAUCGUUUUUUUCUUGUAAACAUUAGAUCAGUUGUAACAAUGAUUAUCGUUAAUAUUCUUCGUUCAUAUAUUUCUAUGUAAAUGUACAGAAUGAGUAGACCGUCCAUG
Molecule: messenger RNA, 949 nt
Organism: Schistosoma haematobium
Lineage: Eukaryota; Metazoa; Platyhelminthes; Trematoda; Strigeidida; Schistosomatidae
Exons: 5
Coding region: 1-549 (182 amino acids)
Source: RefSeq, a predicted model, not a curated record